AUGUCGGUCUCGAUAGAAGAACUCGAUGCGACGGUGCGAGCUUUCUACGAAGGCCGUGGCGAGCAGCAGAAAAAUGCACAGGCGGCACUCAACCAGUUUCGAGAAAAUCCCGACGCAUGGCACAUGGUUGAUAAGCUUCUUGACUCGGCUCAAUAUCCGCAGACGAAGUUCUUGGGCCUGCAAGUUCUGGACAAUGUUAUCAUGACCCGCUGGAAGGUACUGCCGCGCGAGCAGUGCCUGGGCAUCCGAAACUUUGUCGUCAACUACAUCAUCCAGCAAAGCUCGACCGAGGAGAGCUUGCGUAAAGAGAGGGCUCUGUUGAACAAACUCAAUCUUGUGCUCGUCAAUAUUCUCAAGCAAGAGUGGCCUGCAAAUUGGCCGACAUUCAUCAACGAGAUAAUAUCGAGUUGUCGAAGCAGUCUGCCCAUUUGCGAAAACAACAUGGCAAUUCUGCGACUACUCUCCGAAGAGGUCUUUGACUUUUCCGCUGACCAGAUGACCAGUACCAAGACUAAGCAAUUAAAACAAAGCAUGUGCGACGAAUUCACCAGCAUCUAUAACUUAUGCUCGGAAAUUUUGCGGACAGCCGAUCAGCCCAGCUUGAUCAAGUCAACAUUAGAGACGCUUCUACGUUUUCUCAACUGGAUCCCCUUGGGCUACAUCUUCGAAACACCACCAUCAGGCGCUUCACUCAUCGAGACCCUUCGGAGCAGGUUUCUGGAGAUCCCCGAGUAUCGAAACAUCACAUUGAAGUGCUUGACAGAGAUUGCAGGCCUGCAAACGGAGCACAACUGGAACGAUAAGCUCGUGCAGAUGUUCACCGAAACCCUCACCCAAAUCUCGAGCAUCAUCCCCUUGUCGCUGGAUCUCAAGACCAUGUACGCAAAUGCUAAUGGCAGAGAUCAGGAGUUUGUUCAGAACCUGGCGCUCUUCCUCUGCAAUUUUUUCAGCAACCACCUUCAGAUUAUUGAGAAGAUCCCAAACUCGGAUUUCCUCAUUCACGGUCACUUCUACCUCAUUCGGAUCAGUCAGAUUGAUGAUCGUGAAAUCUUCAAGAUCUGCUUGGAAUACUGGACUAAGCUGGUCUGCGAGUUGUACGAUGAAAUGCAGCAAAUUCCGAUCACCGAUAUGAAUCCUCUGCUCAACAUGAACAUGGGCAUGGGUGGUCUGAACGGCGGUGGGCUAGACCGGUCAUCUCUUGCUGGUCUCCCACUUCGGAAAAACAAAUACAGCGAGGUUCUUUCCAACUUACGGCAGGUCAUGAUUGAAAAGAUGGUCCGACCGGAGGAAGUUCUGAUUGUCGAAAACGAUGAAGGAGAGAUUGUGCGCGAGUUCGUCAAGGAAUCAGACACCAUUCAGCUUUACAAGACAACACGCGAAUGUUUGGUCUUCUUGACACAUCUGGACGUCAUGGACACUGAGCAGAUCAUGUCUGAAAAAUUGGCUCGGCAGGUCGAUGGAACGGAAUGGAGCUGGGCUAACUGCAACACGCUUUGUUGGGCCAUUGGAUCCAUUUCCGGUGCCAUGAACGAAGAGACCGAAAAGAGAUUCCUCGUCACCGUUAUCAAGGACCUGCUGGGCCUGACCGAGAUGAAGCGAGGAAAAGACAACAAGGCCGUCGUGGCCUCAAACAUCAUGUACAUUGUCGGGCAAUACCCUCGAUUCCUCAAGGCCCACUGGAAAUUCCUCAAGACCGUUGUCAACAAGCUGUUUGAGUUCAUGCACGAAACGCACGAGGGUGUCCAGGACAUGGCUUGUGAUACCUUCAUCAAAAUUGCGAACAAGUGCAAGCGCCAUUUCGUCAUCGAACAGCACGGCGAGAGUGAACCAUUCAUCGACGAGAUCGUGAAGAAUAUGCGGAAAAUCACCAUCGACCUGUCUGCACAGCAAGUUCACACAUUUUACGAAGCAUGCGGUUACAUGAUCAGUGCUCAAGGUCACAAGGGUACUCAGGAGAGACUGAUCGCCGAGCUCAUGCAGUAUCCUAAUGCUGCUUGGGAUCAAAUCAUCCAGAAUGCUCACGCCGAUCCAAACAUCCUUCAGGAUGCCGAUACCAUCAAAGUCAUUGGCAACAUCAUGAAAACAAACGUUGCAGCCUGUACCAGCAUUGGCUCUUACUAUUACCCUCAAAUUGGCCGCAUUUACAUCGACAUGCUGACCAUGUACCGAGCAUCGUCCACACUCAUCGAUGAAGCUGUGAAGCAGCAGGGUAACAUUGCCACAAAGAUGCCCAAAAAGGAGAUUCUCAAACUCAUCACAACUUACGUCGACAAGGCAGAGGAUCUGCACAUGGUUCAGAAUCAGCUAGUACCUCAACUUCUCGAGGCCAUUUUGGUUGACUACAAGAGUAAUGUGCCGGAUGCGCGUGAGGCUGAAGUUUUAGCCGUGCUUACGGGACUUAUCUCGAAGCUGCAGGCUUUGAUGACCGAGCAAGUGCCCGCCAUCUUGGACAACGUCUUCGAAUGCACUUUGGACAUGAUCAACAAGGAUUUCUCCGAGUACCCAGAGCAUCGCGUCGAGUUCUUCAAACUUCUACGAGCGAUCAACCAGCGCUGCUUCCCCGCCCUGCUCAAACUUGACCAGGCUCAUUUCAAGCUAGUCAUUGACUCAUGCAUGUGGGCUUCCAAACACGACAACCGUGCGGUUGAGGGCGAAGGGCUCAACAUGUGUAACGAGCUAGUCGAGAACAUGGCCAACCAAACCGACCAAAGCACAAGCAACGCCUUCUUCUCGAACUUCUACACGACCAUCCUCCAGGACGUUUUCUUCGUCCUUACUGAUUCGGACCACAAAGCUGGAUUCAAGUACCAAGCAAUGCUGCUCGCUCGCCUGUUCUGGUUGGUUGGGAACAACAAGAUCCAGGGUCCCAUCUACACGACAGGCCAAGCACAAUCAGGCACCUCGAACGAGGCAUUCCUCCAGACUUUUGUGGCGAAUCUUUUGACCAAUGCCUUCCCCAACCUCCAACCGCAGCAGAUUGCCAACUUCAUCAAGAGCUUGUUCGCAAGCACUGAAGACCUCACGCGCUUCAAGGUGAUCCUUCGCGACUUCCUUAUCUCCCUCAAGGAAUUCAACGGCGAUAACACCGAUCUCUUCAGCGAGGAUCGCGAACAAGCGGCGCAGGACGCCAAAGAGCAGGAGCGUCAGCGAGCAAUGAAGGUCGGAGCCAUCUUGUGGCCAACAAUGUUUGUGCCCGAGUGUAAGAAAGGCGACAUUCAAGCAGGACGGGCACGGGCGUGGACGAAGUCCUAUUCGAAUAACGGUGUGGCAUCCUUGCCUUUCGCCUCUGGGAGGGUCGGCGUUUUCGUGGGUAGGCGUCAACAUCAUGUAUUUAUACCUCCAACGCUGCCAACUCGCAACUCGCAGUUCGCAAAGAGGAAGAAGCUUAAACCACCCUGUCAUAAAGUGGUGGGAAAGUGA
Messenger RNA from Dissoconium aciculare CBS 342.82, 3420 nucleotides. RefSeq lists its product as uncharacterized. The transcript has 5 exons. Gene Ontology annotation, molecular function: nuclear export signal receptor activity; small GTPase binding. Gene Ontology annotation, biological process: ribosomal large subunit export from nucleus; ribosomal small subunit export from nucleus; protein export from nucleus. The record is from RefSeq and is a predicted model, not a curated record. Lineage: Eukaryota; Fungi; Ascomycota; Dothideomycetes; Mycosphaerellales; Dissoconiaceae. Gene Ontology annotation, cellular component: cytoplasm; nucleus. The coding region runs from base 1 to 3420 and encodes 1139 amino acids.